GCGUGGUUGAAGAGUGAUCGUGAUUAUACUUAUCCCGAGCUCCUAACGAGGUUCUACGCCUCCCUCCACGCAGCCAACCCCGCCCUCCUCUCCACAUCCUCCCGAAAGCGGUACACAAUCGCCCCACCCCAACUCUUCCGAGAAGGAAACAAGAAAUCCAUAUUCGCAAACGUCACAGACAUAUGCAAGAAGAUGCACAGACAGCCGGAACACGUCAUCCAAUUCCUCUUCGCCGAAAUGGGAACAACAGGCUCCGUCGACGGCGCAGGCCGGCUCGUCAUCAAAGGCCGCUUCCAACAAAAACAAAUCGAAAACGUCCUCCGUCGAUACAUGGUCGAAUACGUCACCUGUAAAACGUGCAAGUCCCCCGAUACGCUUCUCACAAAGGAGAAUAGGAUUUUCUUCAUGGCGUGUGAGAGCUGUGGGAGUAGGAGGAGCGUUAAUGCUAUUAAGAGUGGGUUUCAGGCGCAGGUUGGGAAGAGGAGUAAG
Laccaria bicolor S238N-H82 is the source of this 489-nucleotide messenger RNA. RefSeq lists its product as uncharacterized. Gene Ontology annotation, cellular component: eukaryotic translation initiation factor 2 complex. NCBI's taxonomy places the organism in Eukaryota, Fungi, Basidiomycota, Agaricomycetes, Agaricales, Hydnangiaceae. The record is from RefSeq and is a predicted model, not a curated record. The annotation marks the transcript as partial. The transcript is spliced from 3 exons. Gene Ontology annotation, molecular function: mRNA binding; translation initiation factor binding; translation initiation factor activity. Gene Ontology annotation, biological process: formation of cytoplasmic translation initiation complex; translational initiation; formation of translation preinitiation complex.